GCCUUUCAUCGUUGUGGCACCUCAACGUCGUUAUUACAACUUUGGCCGACGAAGCGACCAUGUCCAAGAAGAACCUGUCGAACAUCCGCACCGCGAGCAUCCACGGCCCGGUGCUGGUGUCGCCGAUCUCGGUCGCGCAUCGGAACAAAGCAAUGGAAGCCGCGACGGCCGACGGAAAGAAAGGAGGUGACGGCAACAACCACGUGCGGGCGCAGUGGAUUGCCAACCUCAAGAAGAAGAGCAUGGCGACGGAGGCAAGUCCGCUCGCCAUGUCGUCGACGUCAUCGUCGUCGUCGCUGCAUCACCAGGACCACUUCUUGCAGCAGCAGCAUGCGUGCAUGCUUCUCGCUUCUGAGAACCUUGCGUACGACAUGUACUCGGGAGUAAAGGUGGAGCCCCGGGCCACCGUCGACAUCCCGCCCAAAAAGUGGAUCAAGCCUCUGCUCAAGAAGCGCAACGGUGCGCUCGACAUUCACAACGGCCCCAAGCCACGCACGCCACGACGCAAGCUCAAUUGUGGCAACGCAUUCGAAGACAUGCACAUUCAAACCAACAACCAGCAUGUGCUUGGAGACUCGACGUGGAGCGGGUUUCCCGGCGUCGGAACACCGUCUGCGCAUUACCAUUCGUCUCAUUCCCACCACCACCACCACGUCCAUGCGCACCAGGCGCAUGCGGCGGUCACGGGGGCCCUCCUCCCGAACGACCACCUCUUUGGCCCCGACAUGGACUUUGGAUGCAACUUUGAAACCUUUCUUGACCUGCCGACGCCCAAGUUGGCCGACAUGCCCAGCGUCGUCCCCACCUUCGCCCUCCUGCAUGACAGCGACCCGAGCAACGCAGUUGCGACUACGACCCCGCGCAACAAGAGUCUUCAGCAGUAUCAGGUCCCUCCCACGCUCGUCCGAACGUCUAGCGUCGAGCAGGAAGGGCUCAGCUACUGCCUCGGCCAGACGAGGCUCCACUCGUCGUCGUGCUCGUCCACCGCAUCCAACCAAGACGACAACGACGUCGUAUUUGGGGACGGCAGUCAUGCAUGUCCCUCCGACCCCCCUGGUGCAGUGGUGUCAUCCGCGACGCCGUCGUCAUCGGCUUCCUCGGCAGGGUGCAUCUUUGACCACACCAAGCACCCCGAACUCGAAGGGAUGUUCGACUACGAGUUCAACGACGACGACAUUGACAAGGAAGUGGAUAACUUUUACAUGGCGGACGGCCACGAGCUCGAGAUCGACCUGAUUGCGUGAAGCGCGUACCUCCCCAUCGUGGCGCGCAACCACAUUGCGGUCGUCGUCGGUCCUCUUCUACCACACCGUUAGCGUUUUCUCUCAAUUAGCGUACAACACCCCCUCCAUCCAAAUGGCAAUCAAUUUUGUAACAAUUCCGAUGGAUGCAUGGGCAGUGGACGAGGCGGGGAUGGGCCGGAUGCACACGCUUCCAUGCCAAGAGCGGCGCCGCGAGGGCAACAUACCGCGAGGUGGUUUGUGGUCGCCGUCGACGUGAUGACUGUCGCGACGCUUGGAUCAACUGCAUGUGGGCGGUGAAUGAGCCUAACUCAGCCAUGUCAAAGGGUGAACAAAGGAGCGCCGUCGAGGUCUAUUCGAUCCUGCGGAACGUGAACGCGCGUGAGAGCUCCAAGGAUGGACAUGCAUGGAGAAAAAGGCGCAGGACGAGCGCGUUCAAAACGACGUAGGUUGCCAUGAACCGGUCGAUGGGGGAGAUUGGGAUGCAACGAGAAUCGGAUCACAUACAGGUGAAAGUCGGUGGCACGGUCGUUCAGCCGCAAGUACGGCUUGGCCUGCGUGCAGUUCCGCAGAGGACGGUCACGACGGUGUCGAAGGAAGCGAUAAUCUUUGAGCACUCAAGGACUACUCGCGGUGGUCGAUCAAACGGAUCUUGGCAAGGAAGCAUGGAUGAGCCGCAGGUCGAGAUGGCGCUCGUUAAGGUCGUCGUGCGUCCAGAACGUGCUGCUCCGAGAAGCAGUCAGCGCCAAUCAUGGAAUAUAGUACAGCGCACGCGUUCCCUCUCUCUCCGCGCUUUCGUCCGCUUUCACAUCCCGCCUUCAUCGAUUCGCGUCAUCCACAAGGUUGGCCAUCGUCGACUUCGGCGCCACAUCGGACACGGCGUCGCUGGUCGUAACGUAGUGGAAAG
Molecule: messenger RNA, 2148 nt
Organism: Aphanomyces invadans
Lineage: Eukaryota; Oomycota; Saprolegniomycetes; Saprolegniales; Verrucalvaceae
Exons: 3
Coding region: 60-1244 (394 amino acids)
Source: RefSeq, a predicted model, not a curated record